Bacillus rossius redtenbacheri is the source of this 22652-nucleotide messenger RNA. RefSeq lists its product as uncharacterized. Gene Ontology annotation, cellular component: cytoplasm; nucleus. The record is from RefSeq and is a predicted model, not a curated record. Gene Ontology annotation, biological process: female meiosis I; meiotic cell cycle; male meiosis I. NCBI's taxonomy places the organism in Eukaryota, Metazoa, Arthropoda, Insecta, Phasmatodea, Bacillidae. Bases 173 to 2281 code for a protein of 702 amino acids. The transcript is spliced from 12 exons.
CAAGUUAUGUUUUGUUUUUUAAAGAACAACGUAUUAUGUGUGGAAAUGCUUGCAUCACUUUUUUUUUGUGUGUCAGUUGUUCUACUCUGGAUGUCUUGACGUUCUACAUCCGAACAUACGAUUAAAGUGCACCAUUUCUCUACUUAACUACGUCAGCAUGCUUGUAAAAUAGAUGAACGGGCACGUAGAUUUCACAUUUUGUGGUGACCAAGAUGGGAAGUUAUUGCGCAGCAUCAUGGAGAAAAAUAACAUUGGCUCGACUCACUCAUGCUGGCCCUACGGAAGAACAAGAUCAGAUUUUGCUCAGAAUGGGAGUGAUAUCCACCAGAUGGAUGGCCUCAACUCGGACAAUUCUUUGGUGGAAGACUUAAUUGCCAACAUUCUGGAUGAGGAUGUCUACAGCAUAUCAAAUGGAACUAUGGACCAUGUGGGGCUGGGCGGGGACUCCGAGCCGGACGAGAUGUCCUUGUACAACGGCUGCGGGAUCUUGGGGCCUAACUGCAACACCAUCAUGGGGCCGAACUGGAACAGGCAGCUGCAGAAUGGCGAUGCUCAUGAUUUAUCUGCGCUCGAAGGCUUCAAGAUCCCAGACUUUCUUCUGCCUAAAGACUAUGGACAGAGCCCAGAGUACGCUUGUCCGGGCGUGGGCUCCUUGGAGCAGAACAACUGGGAUCUCCUGGGACUGUCACAGGCCGAGUGCCGGAGGAGCGAUCACCUGCAGCCGUCCAGGCCUCUGGACUCCGACGGCUUCUCUGCGCCCAACCAGGUGUUUAACUACAAUUCUGCUGACGUGGAGUCUCUCAAGAUGGAUGUCCUGCUCCAUGAUAUCACCUCUAACGGCUACUCCCAUCCAGACAAGCUGAACCAGUUCGCUGCCUCUAAAACACCACCGUACACAGGGUUGAACCAGAUCUUGUACGGCCAGGGCUUGCCGAACGACCAGCAGCUCUACAACUAUGUGCAGCUGCUGAGCAAACACCGAGCCGAGAUGGACGCCAUUGCUCCUGCGUUUGAUGGGCUGGGUGCAAGUGGCUACUCUUCCGCCCAGGAGAAAGCCUUAUCUUCCACGCCAAUUGGAACCAUCAAUGAUCUUGCCAAGCCACCCCCCUUCCCACCAAGCGUGCUGCAGCAGUCGGCCUCCACCCACAACGAAGGUGGCUUGAAUGGCCUGGACCAGCAGCUGACCUUGAACCUGCUGAAGCUGAGCGGCAGCCAGGGCCAGCGGGCCAAGCACAAGGAGUCUCCUCCCGCCUUCUCGGUGGGCUUCCCCAAGAACCUGGGCGGCAGGCACCAGCCACAGCCAACUUCGAACAGCCAUGGGAAGAUUGAUGGAGGAAACUUUGCCUUCGGUGUUAGCAACGGCCUUCAUCUUCCAGCUCUGGACCGCGGAAACACUGGCUUCUCCCAGUGUGCCUCUCUCAGCAACGGCAACAACGAAUCACCUGUGACUAAAGGUUCCCUGGGCAGCCCCGCAGUGUCCCCCUUGCACCCCUUGCAGUUCCAGGGGCCGCCCCCACCCCUUCCUCCUUUCAGCAUGCUGCACCCUCCACCACCGCUGGACGGUCCACCUCUCCCCUACCCUCCGGAGCUGUACGCCGAGCUGCUCAAGUCUGGCCGCACCCCGCCCUUCUUGCCGCCCCCGGGAAGCCUGCCGCCUGAUCUCUUCCCCUUCUGCGAUGUGUCCGGGAUGUUCGGCCUGUCACCACACUUCAUGUUCCGUUCCCGUGUGUUUUGUCACAGCCGUAGUGGUCCCUCCAGCGAGCUGCAUCAGCGCCUGGAGGAGUGCUACGACCAGUUCAAGAGCCUGGAGAAGGAGCGCAAGAAGACAGAAGCAGACCUGGCCCGCCACAACCCUGGCAAGAAAGUGUCAUCUGCUAACAACAUGCCGGUGCCGCGACUGUCGCCCAACCCUUCUCGAGUGGACAGGCUCAUCGUGGACCAGCUGAGGGAGCAUGCCAGGGUCAUUACGCUGAUUGCCAAGAUGGAGUGCCUGCUCGGCUCGCCCAUCAACCCUCGUAUUCACGCAUCAAUGGGAGCCUGGCUAGACAGCAUCAAAAAAGUACAGGCUCGUAGGCGAGAUGAAAUCAUCAACUCUACCAAUCGCCAACACAAUCUCGUUGCAGGCAUACAGACGCCACGCAUUCAGGAGGAGAAAGACAUAGUGGCGCUGGCCAACAGUAUUCACGAGCUGAGUGUGGCGUCCCGCCGAGCGCGCACCAGCAUGUGGUGUGCGCUGGUCACCACGCUGCUGAGCCAGGAGCAGGAGCGAGCCGCGCAGUGAGCGUGCCGCGCAGGUAACGCUACACGUCACGUCCUCUGCAGAUUCAUGGUGCUUUGGGAUCACAUCAGACUGAAAUGGCAUUCACACACCUUUUUUCUUUGUCUUCUUUUUAAUGUGUUUGCCAGAAUGGUGUUGUGUAUGGUUCAGUCUUUUGCAUUUUAUUUUUACAUUUUGUCUUUGCUUAUGAGAGGUUUUUACCAUACUGAUAUAACACAUUAAAUGUUAAAAUGCUGAUAUAAAAUUAUUUUGCUAGACAACUUUAGUUGCAAAAUUUUUAUGUUCUGUACAUAUAGUUGUGGUGUCUAACACCAUGCUAGAUUUAUUUGUAUUUAUUAUUUAUUUAUGAGUAUUUUCACAAUUUAUUUAUUUGAAUUUAAUGUAUUUAAUAAUGUUUGUGAGUUCGCUCAUGGUAUGAAAUCAUUCAAUUGAAAAACUUGUCUGUACUUAUAAGAAUUUUAUAGUUUGACUCGGCUUCAGGAAUUGAAUUUUGCAUUGGGUAAAUUUGAUGGGUGUUUUUGUGUGCAUGAUGUAAUACAAGUUUUUGAAUGUCUGUUAAAAGUAAAUAAUGUACUCAAGUAUACAAUGAAAUAAUAUGUUAUUUAAUGAAAUGGCCAUCCAAAUGCUUGACUAUGAAGUAAAUUUUUUAUUGUUUUUAUGGUAAAAUGUUUUACUAUCUCGCAUGUGUUGAUUUAAUUUAUUAAUAGUUACUUUUAGUAUUGUAAUUAUUUGAAGUGACUGUAGAUAUAUCACUUGUUGUUAAUAAUGAUUAUUUGGGGAUGUUAUUUAUUGUUGGCUACUAGUUGAAGCAAUACAAAGAAAAAUGACCUGUUAAUAGAGUUGAUUUUUGAGCUAAAUGAUGUUUUAAUACUCUUUUUAGAUUCUAAGAUAACCAAAAAGUAAUGUUUGGAAAGUAGUUGUUUAAUUGUUUAGAUGUAGGGUUAGAAUUCAGUGUUAAAGCAUUGUUGCUGUUUCUUUUCAGUGGCUAGUCACAUGUACUGAAAAAAUACCCACUUCGUAAAUUGACUGCAUAUGUUCAGGUACACGUAUUGAAACAAUAAAUGUUUAAUAUGGUGUUUGGAUUAUUUGAUGAAUAUUCUAAAAAGGUUGUGUUAAAAAUUUAUAUUAAAAGUUGUAAUAUUUCUUGCAGUGUGUCUUGUAAGAAAAGUUUUUUUCUGUAAUAUUUUUAAUGAAUCUUGCGGGCAGUGUCACGCAUAAAAAUAAUCAAAAAUAUAUUCUAAAUUAUUGGUACUGAAUAGUUAAAGUGGGUGUUUACUUGUUUGCUAAUGACAUCACUUUCAAUUUAUUUUAUACUGUUCACAUUUCCUUUCAGUCCAGAUUGACUCAUAACUAACUUGCAUUUUGGCGUAAUAGUUUUUUGUAGUGAUUGUUCACGAAAUGCUUUGUGCCGUUACAGGCUCACGAUAAAUAAUAUAUAGCUUCUCAGAGCUUAUUGCAUUUCAGUAUUAAUGGUGCGACUGAAGUUUCAUAAUGUUGACGUAUCUGCAAACGAAAAGAAUGCCAUCAAGCACCUUACCAACCAUGCAUACAUGUUCUGUCCCUUGGCAUUCUGAUCUGUGAUAUAUUUACCUACUUAUCUAUCGUGAGUUCUUGCCUAGUUUGCUCUUCAUCAUACUUCUCUGUAUCUACGUGAUGUUCUAGACAACACUUGUAUGUACUAGCGGACAAUCCUGUUGUAAUGCAUGUGAUAUCAGACUAAUUAUAAUGACUUGAUGAGACCAAAACUUCUCAAAUGAAUUUAGUUUAGCUGGAAAAAAUUUGUAUAAAGUAAAACAUUUAAAUGCAUGUAACGACCUGCUAUGUAUUAUUCCUGUUUUGUAUUUGUGAACUUGCAGCUGUAUUUAUUAACCACGUCAUAUCAAUUAGACUCCAGUGUGGGUGUUAGAAAUAAAUAGAGCUUUUUGCAAUUUUUUGAUGGGUGAUAGGGAGAUUUUUAAAUACUGUUUGUUAUUCUAAAUGUAUAUUUGAAGUCUGUUUUUAAAUGUAGGAGCACAAAUUUAAUAAAAAUGGACUUAGUGGAGGUAUUAGAAUAGUAAAAUGCCAAUUCUCAUGGUAGGAAUUGCAAGUAUUUGUAAAAAGAGUCCCUCAUGAUAAGAACCCUUGGGCAUGGAUACUAAGUAGGUUAGUUGCAAAGACAAUUGCUCAAUGAUCAGUUUGUAUGUGCUGUGUGGAGAUGCAAAUCUUUCAAACAUACAGUGAUAAAGGGAAAGCCUAUUAUUAGAAAAUAAAUAUGUUCUGCUGAAAGCUAUGAAGGAGUGUCCAAAGUUGUAACGGUUUCAUUUAAUGUUACUGUUUUCAUAAGUCUUAGUAAUUUUAGGAUUUGGGUAUUAAUUUAAUUUAGACUAUCUUACAUGCAGCCUGAGGACUGUGCAAGUUUGUUCCAGUAAGAGCAUCCCGCAUCAUGAAAUGUAGGAAAACUAGGUAGUUUUACUUGAGGUUUCCAAAGUGCUGAUGCACUAUGAGUUCACUGGCUUUUGACACCUACUUGUGUUCUGUAUUGGUAAUUUUUAUGAAGCUCUGCACAUCUUGUGUUGAAAGUGCAGAUGACAAACAUCUCGCUGCCCGCCUGCUAGAAGUUAUGUUUACUCUUUACUUAUGUCUGAAAUGCUAGGUUACAUUCAGUACAUUUAAAAUAAUUCUUAUGCACUAGAUGUUUUUUGAAUUAGUCAAUGCAUAUAUUUUUAAUUUAGUAGUCACGGAAUUGCAUUCACAUCACUCCAAUGCGACUAUAACAAAUUAUUUACCCGUGGAUUUUUUCAAGACCAAUAGAACACAAAGUUGUAAUUCUUUAUUACACAAGAAAAUUAAUCCACUAAUAAACAUAAUUUUUAUAUAAGAUAAUUGGGUGACUUGGAAGACUUUGUCAACAUUUUUUUCCAAAUUCAUUGUACGGUGUUUUAAGCUAUGUAAAUACCUAAAAAAUAUAUAUAUUAUAUUUUCAGUCUGUCUCUUUUUGAGGUAUCGAAAAAGUCAAAAGUUCAGCUCUAAACCAGUGUUCAUUAUUGAAACAUCAAUAUGUUAAAAGGUUAACAUAUUUCAGUGAAAGUAAUGUAGCAAAAGUUUAGAUAAUACAUGCUUAUUAAUGCCGAAAUCAGCCAAAAACUGGGCUGCGAUUCUGCAUGUGUAGGGAUGCUUUACCCAUUAAGACCAGUUUUAAUUGUUGAACGAGAUUAGAUAUUAUUUAAAGUAAAAAUUAUUCAAUAGCCAUGCACAUCCCGGUUAAAACAAAAAAACUAAAGUUUAAAUUGUUAAUUUUAAAAUAAAUAAAAUUUGAGACCCCACCACCAUUCGUGGACCUCGUACACGCUGUCACUUAAUAAUCAGAAACUACUUUAUAACUGUUCUUACAUCUGGACAUUACCAUUAGUUAAGGAUACAUACCGGUAGUUAAUUAGUUGUAUCAUCAUGGGAGACAUGCUGUUUUAUCUAGACAGCAGUUUACAUCAUUCACAGCUGUUGUCUUCAAUAUUCUGUGUCGGUUGUACUCUAUUAGCAUACACAUAGAUGAGAGUGCGAUUAGAAACUUGUUCCCAUAGUGUGUCUGGGUCGGUAUUGGCUGGUACUGUUGUAGAUGUGUUGUUCAAAUGUACACAAUCUGGAAGAUUUAAAUGCAUUCUGACUUUUGUGCUUUCUAAUUUUCACUCCGUGCCUUAAUUAUACUAUAUAAUAUUAAUUUAUUACUGCAUAUUGGAGAAGGCGUUUAGUUGAAUUUUCAGCCUUAUUUUUAUAUUUUAAUUUUUUUAACUUCACCAAUAGAUUUGUCCUGUUUUUGUCUUGCAAUUUGGUUUUCACUGUAUCCUAAAUGACCAGACAACAUCGUUAUAAUAAAACAUAAAACUGAAUUAAAUGAACAGCAGUAUCAUGUGUAUAGGCAUGUGUCAGCAAUAUCUGUACAGGUCAAAAGCCACAUCAACUCAGUGCUAGUCACUUAUGUUUGAGAACUCAGCCGAACUGAAAGUUAAUGACUAACAGAAUAACACAAAGUUAUAGAUAAGAAAUGCCUGUAGUUUGAAGCAAUUUGAACAGCCUUGUUUUACGAUUGAGUUGGUAAGUUAUUGAUGCGGGCUGCUCCACGGUGGUUAGAUCGUCGUAUGGAUUUAUUGCAACUCAAGACACAAUAUAGUGUGGUGAUAGUCAUAAUAAACGAAACUACUCUGAAAUUAAGCUUUAUGCACGCACGUUACUGUCAUUCAAGUGAAUCAUAAAAUAAAGCAAAACUUUAUUUUAUAUGGUAUGUAAUACUGGAGUUGGCGCUUUUGUUAUUUCCUAUUUGGAUGUCCUGUUUCUGGUGUUAUAAUUUUCUCCUGCUCAAGAAAGUAUAGCAUCAGUUCAGUAUACAUAAAUGUGAAAUUCCUAAACUAACACAUUAGAGUUUUACAAAGUCUGUUUCAUAUUAAUAAUUUCUGAACUGAGUAAUAAAAAUACAUAUACCGUAUUCUCGGAAAAUAAAACAAGAAUUUUUAAUUGAAAGACCAAAAGCCCACCAAAAAAAAAUUGGCACCUAAUUAUUUAUUUAUAUAUAUUAUAUAUAUAUAAAAUUUUGUUUAAAAAAUUGUUUAGUAGAAAUUUUAUUUACAUUCUAUAAUUUUAAUUAUUUAAUUUUUCUUGGAACCCCGACUUGCAGAAUCGGGGAUCAAUUUCUUUUCAGAUGAACACUGUAUUCAGGUAAACUAAACAGUGAAAAGUUAUGUGCAUUUGACACCUAUUAUGGCAGUGAAUUCGUACUUUAUACAUUGCAGUUCAUAAGCUUCAAGUUUGACAGAAUCCAAAUUUCAGAAAUAUGUCAUAGAGUUUGACAAUACAUUCAGUCACGUUACCGUACUGCUAGGAGUUCAUUUUCUGGCAUAAGCAAUUAGACUCACUAGUGAGGGUGAUUCCAUAUAUUGUCUCACUGUAUGUUUUGCUUUGGUACAAAUGCUAUGAGUUUUAAAAAAUUUUGUAUUUAUUUAUUAAGUAAUGAAAGUAAAAUAUAAACAUAAACAGGUUUAUUUCUUAAAAAUAAAAUGAAGCUAAAUAAAAUUGUAAAAUGUGGUAUUUUCAGUUAAUUAUUGGUCUCUCAUGCCAUGCUAAUUUGUAUUAUUAUUAUCUCGUCAUUUAUAUUAAAGGCAUUUUCUGAAAUUUUAAAAUGAUAUAUCCCUUCCACGUGGUGUCACAAAUAUAUUGAAUGGAUUUUGACAGAGAGUAAUAUUGAAGGAUGUAAGAAGUCAUGUAAGUGAUAAUGAUUAUUUAUUAACACUUGCAUGACUUUUUACACCCAUUAUAUUAUACUUAAUUAAUUUGUGUUCAAAAUAUUACUAACAGAACAGCAAAUGCAAGCAAAGUAUUGUGUUGAAAUUCCAGAAAUAGCCCUUUAAUGAUAGUAAUGAUGAGAGAUUGAAAAAACUCAACAUAAUGUGUAAGACUGAGCCUUAAUAGUGUGGUUCAUAAGGCUGUUGGAACUUAUUUUAAUGAAACUACAUCAGAAGAACAUGUCUUAUACAUGUAUUUAAUAGAUGAUUUUAUUUUUAUGUUGACUCAAAUGAUUUAAAUUUUUCUUUCCAUCUCUAUCUUGUGUUUUAAACAUUAAAAUCAUUUAAAUGUUUAAAAUUUAAAAAUAGUAAUAUUUUAAUUUGUUGAUUAAUUUGAAUGUCACUAAAAAUUAUAUUUUUAAUUUUUUUUUUUUCCUUACAGUUAUGCAAUAGUUGUGUGUUUCAACGUGCAUUUCAGUGUAGUUUGGUUUUAUCUAUCUUCAUACAAUCUUUGUAAAGCUAUAUGGCGGGAAUAAUUCAAAACAAUACCAAAGUUAAAUAUCUUGCAGUACUUACAUGGAACAAACUUUAAAACUGACCCCAAACUUCAAAUUUAAGCUUCGCACUAUGCUCAAAGGAAGUUAUUGUGAAAAUAGCCAUCCUCAGCUUGCAGUAUUGCACACUAGUAUAUCUUCUCAAAAUAUUUUCUAAGAGUUUGUAUGUUAAAAAUACUUCUUUUCCAACACUGAAUUAACUAUGUUUAUCUAUAUGUUAAUUUAUUAUUUAUGCUGGUGCAAAUUCGAAAUAAGUUCCACUGUCAUAAAUUUUGAGAAAUGCUUGCAAGACUGAAAAAAAAAUUGUGUUCAGUUCUACUGAUACUAUUAUGCAUUUAUAGACCAGGUAUGAAACGGCCAUUUUUCAUGUCUGCAAAAAUAGGAAAUUGGUCAGUGUUGUUUUUGUAAAUACUUGUAACUCUGAUGCAGUGGUACAAUAAUGUAUAACUUGCAAGUAUUUGCAAUUUUCGAAUUUUGUGUAAUUUAUACUAACAUUUAUGGCAGUGGUUGCAUGUAAAUUUCAAAAUCAUGUUUGUUGCUAUUAUUCUCAGUUUGAGUGUUUUGUUACUGUUUUAAGUGGGAAUCUAAACAAAAAAAAUUAUUAUGUUGGCUUUUUUUUCUAAAGUAUUAAGAAAUUUUUAUUGAUGGACAAGUUGAGGUUUUUUGCAUUUGAGUUGUGUUUCUUUAUAUAUGUGCAGUCAAGUUAGGGUAUUAAUUUUAUUGUUGGUUAGGUUGGCACAAGUUACUGGUGCAGUGGCAUAGCCAGGGGGGAGGGGGGGUUUAGGGGUUAACCCCCCCCCCCUCCCCCUUAGCACCAAAUCUUUAAUUAAUUUCUUAUUCAUUACUCAAACAAAUUUCAUAUUAAAAUUAAUAAAAAUUUUACCAUUACAAUAUUUAAAUUUAAGUACCGAAAACUGCUAAAAUAGCACUAUGUUACACCUUAAAAUCCAAUUUUUCCCGGGGGAGGACCCCCGGACCCCCCGCUUUAAUCCGGGGGGGGGGGGGGGGGGGGGGGGCCAUGCUUCUUAACACCCCCCAUACACAAAUCCUGGGUACGCCACUGUACUGGUGUCAUACAGCUUAAUGUUUAAAUUAGUUUAAUAUCAGAGAAAAUAUCCUUUUAACAAUUAUGGCAAUGUCUGCUAUAAAAAAAAUUUAAGUUGAAAUAGUUAAUUAUUGAAAUUUUUUUCCCAAAAAUUUUAAUAUUUGUUUUAAAAUCAGUUUAAAUAUGUGUUUCAAAACUUCUAAAAUGCAUUUCAUGCUCGGUAUGUUGGGAUCUGAACUUCACGCAUGGCUCAUGACUGAGCCUCGGUUCCUCCCAUCCUCAAGUUGCUUUUACCGGACGUCAUUACGAAAGCAAAGUGCUCUUCGUUGUGGAUAAUUAAUCACUAAGCUUAUUCUUUUCAGUACGGAAGAUGUUUGCACAUGUGUUCUAGUGUUAAAAAAAACUUAAAAACAGAAAUGAUCCUUUUAAGGUUGUCCUUAACAUGUGCAUAUUCAAAGGGAUUUGCUAAUGUCUCUUAAAUCUUAUAAUUUUAUUUAAUUUCUUCAGUGACUCAAGGUUUGGAAUUAUUAAUUUUUCUGGUACCAAACAACAAAGUUGCCUUUUAAUAUCAAGCAAGUGGGUCCAUAAAUUUAUUUAGUUUUCUUUCAAGACUGUAAGUGGAUCUUAGGUAGCUCAAUAAUAGUUUUUUUUUUUUUUUACUUAUAAAGGUUUUUUUGUAGUUUUACCUAUUUAAUUCUAUGUUUUAAGAAACUGAGAGAAAAUCUGAAUUACAGGUAUUUAAUGGUAAUUGAGUUUGCUUGCCAUUAAAAGAGGAAACAAUUUUUUUUAGUCGGUUUUGAAGUUUUUUCCCUUGCAAUUACUUGUUUUAUGUUUGUGAAAGGUGGUUAAAAUUACAAAAAUUUUGUUUGUUAUGGUAUUAUGAACUAAAUCGUAACAUUCUAAUUAAUAUUAAACACACUUGUUUUUGAUUGCGAAGCUUACAACAUAUUUAGUAAAUACAUAUACAAAAUUGGAGAAGGUAAUUUGAAAAAAAUAAUAAUUUUUUGCUUAAAUAAAAUAUUGCUAGUUUCUAGAACAUUUUAGUGGAGACUCUGGAAAACUCUUGUACAUUUUUUUGUGAUAUGCCGAUGUACCAUACAACAGUCAAUCUUUUUCACAUGGCAAAUUGUUUUAACUGUACUUCUUUAAAACAUGGCUUGUUCUUAUUUUUUUCCACCCUACACAACUCAAAUGAAUGAUAAGUCUCGUACUUAAUUGUCCUCUUUGACUCGCCUUAGCUCAAUUCAUUGAAACUAAAUUUGUCUGUAAAAAUAAUUUUUUUUUUUUUUGCAUGCAUGUAUAGAGUAGUAGAAAGAUCAAAACAUUUUUAGAUAGAUUCAGACUUUUUUUGUAACUGUGUUAAAAAAAAAGUUUGAAUAUUUUAAAAAAGUCAUCAUAUGAGAACUUCAAUUUUAGUCUUUUUUAAUAAAAAAUAUUUUUUUACAAUCAUUGGUACAUUUUUACCAUGAGCAAGGUCUGAAUUUGUUUGAAUGUGCUGUUGUGUUUCAUUUAGUAUUAAGCUUGUCAUUUAACUAAACUAAGGAUGGGUCAUUUUUUAUUAUUCAUCAUAUUUGCCAAUCUUUACUUCACUCAUCCACAUUCAUAAUCUUGUGCAGGUUCCUUACAGCUUUAAUGUAUUAUUCAACCCAACUUUCAUCUUUUAUUUUUUAUUUUUUUAACUGUGAGUUCUCAAUUUUCAGCAGAUAUUGACUAGAAAAUAUUUCAUAGUUAUAAAAUUUCAAAAUGCAUAUAUUUUCCCCAAUCAUAAGCAUUUUUGAUAACAUGUUAAAGCCAAUACAUUCUCCAUGCUUCUGCUGAAUCAAGCCAAUUCAACUGUUGGUCGUGUGUUCUCAAUUCAUAUGUGGAGUCUAACAGUGUUGUAAACUGUGUCAUUUGACUCGUGACAAACUGGAAGAACUGAACUGCAAAGUAGAAAACUAAACCGUGUUUUGUGUAAAGAGUGUACUGUUUAAAAUAGGAGGCUGUUGCUUCGAACUCUUGAAGUUGCUGAUAAAUGCUAAGGUGUUGGCCAGGCAGUGCUAAGAGGAAAAGGUGUGAAUGGAGUCUCCACUUUCUUGUGGUGUUCCUGUGUUCCCACAUUAGACUGUCUUCUAACUAAAUCAUACAAGUCUUAUUAAUAUUUAACGCAAUUGUAAGUUGUUUGAUUGCUAAGCCUAAGCAUUGUUGGUAAUUAUACAUAAUUGGAGAAGGUAAUAUGUAUUUUUGAAAAGAAUCAUUUUAUGUUUAACUAAAACAUUGCUAGUUUUUAGGACAUAUUUGAUCAAAACUCUAGAAAACUAUUGUAAUUUUUUUUUUUUUUCAAUAUGCCUGCAACGGUCAAGCUAUUUCACCUCUCAAAUGUAUGUCAAGCCUCGUACUUAAUUAUCCUCUUUGACUCACAUUAGUUCAGUUCAUUGAAAAUCAGUUCGUCUAUAAAAAUUUAUUACCGGAAAGUUCAUUCACACUAAUAUUGCUUCAAUUAAUUUUCACUGUUCACAACGUUGCAGAGCACACGUACUAUGACAAAAAAAAAGAGAGAGAGAUAUUAGCUAAUGUGCCUGUGUGCCUAUUAUUUUUUUUUUACCAAAUCACACUAUUGGACUAAUAUUUUGCAUUUUAAACUGAGUAUCGCAUAUUUCCACUUCUAAUGUUUUAUGAAUCAUAAUAUUAAACUCAAAUACUGCUGGUAGCUUACAUACCUAGUGUAUAGAUUGAUAGUUAAAUCUCUAAUACCAGCGCUAUUGCCUUUUUUUUUUUUUUUUUUUUUUGUGCUGACCCAUAAAGGCAACUACAGGCAGUUACGUGUAGUGUGCAGGUAUUCUAUAUUUUAAUGUUUCUAGUGAUGUUUUCAUGAAAGCCCAAACAUUUCCACCGAAGAAGUGUUUUAAAUUAACUUUUAGCCUUGAUUUUGUUGAGCUUAAUGCAUUUGUUCUUUUCUCUCUGUUUAUCUUUUCAUCUACAUGAACUGCAUUAAUUUCUAUAUCAGGAGUUUGUAUGAAACAGAUAUACACUAUGUUACUUCAUUCUGUGAAGAAAACAUGGUGGCAUACGUCAGACGUAUUUUUCACAUCUUAAAUUCGUUUCACAUAAUCAGAUUUCAUUAUAGUGGUGUGAUUGAUGAAGCUUGCACGUGAGAUCAUUUUAAAUAAGUUUUGAAGUGUUUUGACCCAUUCUUUGUUUGUUAAUGUAUGAUUUGUUGUGUUUUGUAGCUGUUAUAUUUAGUAUAAACUAGUAUUUUAUAUAGAUUUCUUGUCAAAACAAUGAAAUGCUCUCAUACCUUGUAUUGUUAUGUCAGUUUGUAACUUUAUUCUUUUAACUUGUACGUUAUUCCUUGAUUUUCAUUCAUUAUUCUAACUACUUGUAUAUGCGUAGUUGUCUAGUUGGUCUGGUAGCUCCGGUUGUACCAUGUGUGUUCGAAUGGUUUUGAUAAUGUGAAUCAUCUGCAGUGUCGUGGCUUCACUUGCAAGCAUUCUUUGGUGACAGUGUUUUGUCACCUUUUUUUUUAAAUUCAUGUUAGUUAGGUUUGGAAGUAUUUAGUGUGAACCAGACGGCAUGGUUUUCAGAAGUUCAGAAAGUAUGUUACAUGACUCCAGGCGUAUUCAACAAUUGCUGAGUUUACAAUAAAGCAUUCACAGUAAAUUUGGACAUUUAGUCUAUAGUAAUUUGACCUGGUAAAAAGGCUGUCCUGUCUUUAGCACUUAACUGUAACUGUUUAAACAGUUCAGAAACUACUGAAUUAUGAAACACCUUCACGUGCAUUCUAUAUAUAUAAUUUAAUAGGAACUCAAGCUUUACUGUUCAAAAUGAAAUUAUAUUUUACCUAAUUUAUAAUACCAAAAUAUGUUUUGUAUGAAUCAUAUUCUUAUGCAGGUAGUAGUACACAAUAAUUGUUUUUGAUGUCUUUGUUUAAAAUGAAAUGAAUGUUUCUUUAUUAGUGUGAUUUUUGGCCUUUGCAAAAAUUUUAGAAUUUUUGAUUUUUCUUUUUAUGAAAUAAGCACAUCUGUUGGUAAAAACAAUUAUGUUGGUUCAUUAAUCUUUACUCUAACUUCAGUGUGUAUGCUAUUGUGUACUUACAAAUAGAAUGAGUCCAGACAAAGUGCAUUCAUUUUCCAAGACACAUCUGCAUGUUAAAAUUAUGUAAAAAAAAAAUGUCUGAACUUCCCUUAAUGAACUACAGUAUUUUAUAUAUAUAUAUAUAUCAAUUGGCAAAAUCAGGUAUGUACUAAAAACUUUUGCAGUCAUGACUAUUGUGCAUGAAAAAAUAUGUCUUGGGUAUGCUUCAAAUAAAAUUUUUAUUUAGUUUAAGGUUAUACUUUAUACAUCAGGAAGUUGACUAAUGGAGAUGAUUAAUGAUAUGUUAAUUUUGAAUUUCCUAUUAUUUAUAUUUAAAAAAUAGAUUGUGGACAAUUAUAGCAGUUGCAACCCUUUUACAUAAAUUGUUUUGAAGGCAUUGGUCAGCAUCAUGGACAUUAGUUACUUAUUGCUUAACAUGCAUUGUGUCAGUGGGCUUAACUUGAGCUGAUGCUCUGCAACUCCUGUGUUCCUACACCCUGGCAGCUCCGAGCUGUCCCGAGACAUCACUCAUGAUGCAAUGCUGUAUGCUUAACUUCGCAUAAACAAAUGCUGCACCGGGUAUUUCAAUCUAAAGGCAAUUGUGCAACAUACCUAGACCCAACUUCAAAACAUUGCUUUUGCAACAACAAAUUUUUUAAUUUACAAUUCAAUUUAUUUUUUAAAAAAACUGGAUUGUUAUUUCAUUUGUAUUUAUUUUCAGAGCUUCAGAGAUACAAAUGGUGUGUAUGUGUGAUACCUGCCAAUUACUUGUUGUUUAAAGUGAAUUUUUCCUGCCCCAUGUAUUGCUUACUUCUUUAUCUUGAUUCAGUUUGAAGCAGUUUGUACCCAAAUGUGCUUCUGUGUAUGGAUUAUGUGCAAUAUCUCGCGAAGAGUUCAUUUUAGAGUAAAAUGCUUCACAAGGAGGUCAAGAAUUUUUCAAAUCGAUUCAUUAUUUUAAAACAGGUUGUAAGCAAUGCAUUUUAGCAUUUAUUUCAAACAAUUUACACCAUAUCUCAAGAGUCAAAAUGUAUCUUUAAAAAAUUUGUUAGUUAAUUCAGGGUUUUGAGAUAUUUGAGGUGGGAAUUUUAAUGCAUGUUAGUUUUAAAUGGGCUUAUCCUAUAAAACUGUUAGGUGGCACAUUUAGCGACUGGGCUGUGUCUGAGUGGGACCAUGCUCUAGGCAAUGAUCAUGCUCAAUCCACGCGUGCGAGGCUGUCGCGACAACCAUCUGCCAUUCGCAAGCCUGGCUGCCAAUGUCUACUACUAUAUUCAGUAGCUUAUGUUUGCCAUUUUAGAUAUUAUCAACUUAAUUACAUACUCAACAGGAAUCACUCUGCAAAAUUUUCGCAGUGAAAGUACCGUUCGUGAGUUUUGUUUGAUACGUUCAAAAUUUUCAUCUUUGAGUGAAUGGAAUACCACUUAAAAUAGUAUUUUACAAAAGGAUACUAUUUUUGUAAUUUUCAUUACAUUGUACAAAUUUAUUUUUAAAAAAAUUGCAGUUUUCAUUUGUAAAAAUAGCUAUCACUCUUUAUUAUACUUACCAUAUUUAAUUGAUUACUGUUUAUAAGUCUGAAUUUAUUGUGAAUGCAAUUCAGUAGAAUUACUUUUAUGAAGCCUGACUAAACUAAAGGAUGCAUGUUCCCAUGGUGGAUAGGGUAGUUUUGAGGUGGACAAAAUUCCUGACUUAAAUAAUUUACUAAUAUAUAACUUUUUUUAUUUCCAAUUAUAAUAAUAGUAACCAAAUACAUUAAAAAUACACAGUCAUUUGUUUGCUAUUAGGCAAUUCAGAAAAAAGAUUUUCCAUAUUCUUACUAAAAACACAAUUCAGCACAAAAAAUAAUAAUUUUGGGUGAAACAGUACUUGUCAAACUUUAUAUAAAAACUCUGCAAAGUAUCACAGUUACAAUAUAAACUUCAAAUGCUACUAGUGUUGUGCCAUUUUAAAUUUAACAUGAAUUUCUUCUGUAUUUGCUGAUUGGGCAACCUCACACACAUACAUUUAUCAACAUAAACUACCUGCAUAUACAAUAACAUUAGAACUAAAACACAAAUUCAACAAUAAGCAUUUUGCACUCUUGACUCAUUUACUACCAGAAUGUUUGAAGUUUUUGGACUUUCAAGGAAACUAAUUGAAUCUAACAUGAGACACAAAAUGUUCACUGCAGUUCUUUAUAUCCGAUUCCAACCUUUUUUUGUUUAAUUUUUUUUUCUGGUUGAAAACUGGUUACUUUUUUUCAUAUCGCAAUGCCUCUAAAAUAAAAUAAAUAUAGAGUAUGGAACUUAAAAGUUUUCUCAAAAUUCAACCUAAUAUUCAAAUUCCGAAACAAAAUAAUUUCAUUUGUUCAGAAUUACUAAAACAGAAUGUGUACAUUUAUAACCAUUGAAGUGUUGAGUACAGAAGACCUACCAACUUGUAACUUGCAAAGCAAUGUAAAUGCAUCUGCUAGCAGCAUACAGUCUGCUUCCAGUAAUUGGCUUGCCCACCUACAGGAGCGUGCUUCUCUGACGUGGGACUGUGCAGGUCUCAAGGGCCAUGGCUGUCUUGUGUUGCAACUUGUCUGACUGUUUACAUUCAACCCGUGCAAUAAAACUGCGUUAAGUACAACCCAAUGGUGUGUGGCGACACCUCACGCUUCCCGGUGGGAAUGUCGUAAUAAACAAUUAGGACAGUUUGAGGACCUUCUUCCCCAACCCUUGUACGUCAAAUUAUGCUUUUUUCAUGCCAAGCCCAGGGAGCUAAGACCAUUUGACACUGAUAUCGUAAGGAAAGUGUUUAGUUUACUAUCCAUGUACCGUAACUAUCUACCAUGCUACGGGCUAAACUCUCAGAGCAGGCGAGAUGUGGAGUGUUACGAAGGGUGGAGAUUGGACAGCAGCCAGAUCUGCAGUGUGUGCCGUGCUUGAGUAAACGGGGCGUACCUUUUUUACGCUGUGAUACUUUUUUUUUCAUCUCAGUGGCCGAACUGUCGGAGACAAACAUCACUUGUGCUCAGGACUGUAGCUCUGUAUAUUUACUCGAAAAACAAGUAGCAUGUCAAGUUAAACAAGUCAUUCCUUAUGUGUAUAGUCGGAUGUUUUCUACCAGAUGCAUACAGGUUUCCUUCGCCACAUUUGGAACGAAACUAAGCACCGGGUGGGUACAACAUUGCGCGCUGUUUACAGACGUAUGUAUGAAGCCUAAUCUGUUUCUUUUUGCUGACAGUUCUAAUACAUUUUUAACUUUCUUCUAUAUAAAAUUAAGUACGUUGAUGAUGAUGCUGUGGUUGUGUCACACCCUGAAACUUUUCCCAGAUUUCGAGAUCCCAAUCUUCUCAUAUUAUAAAAUCAGAUGUCCAUAUGAUAUGAAAAAUAAACCUGCAGGUUACCAACUGUUCAAAAAAUGUAGCCUAAAGCCCAACCAAAUCGGAGUCCCAAGAAAAUGAGUAGGUCACCCAAAAUCAUUCACCCAAUCAAACCAAAAAAGUUAACUGAAUCAGAGUAAAAAGUAACAAGCCAUCAACAGUCAGUAAUGAAAGCCAAGAGCGAUCCAAGGUUUAAUAACAGGAGCAAGCAGUGGUUGGAUGCUGGGCACGACACUGUUUUAAUAAUUCUGAACAAAGGCAAUUAUUUUGUGUUUGGAACUUGAAAAUUUGGUUACUUCUCAACCAAUUUCCUUUAAAUUUUUAAUUUUAUAAAAAUUCACGGUUUAAUACGGUUAUUCAGGGAUUUAAUAGUUUUUUUUGCUGUACUUAAUUAAAAAAUAAUUUUGACAUCAUGUCACGUAUGUGAGCUCUUUAGUUCAUUUGCGCUUAUUCUCAUUUAUGUAUAAGUAUAUGUGAGCAAAAAAACUUGUAGUAUUGGUGCGUCUUUUUGCAAUAAAGAAAACCAAGACGCGUUGUUUUACGUCCAAACAUAGACCAUCUCGCCACUUGCUUGUCAUAAAUUCUCUUAUGUUCCAGCUUAUAAUGAAAUACUGAGAGCCAUGUGCAACAUUUUUUCCAAUAAAAAUGUAUAAUUUUAAAAAAUGGUUGUAUUUAUGUCAAGUCAACUUAGGAAAAAAAUUUUACAUGUCCCUAGAGAUUGGUGUCACUGUCAUGUAUGUCUAUGGUUAAUUUUUAUCCAUCCAGACACACCUAUUAUGCACAUUAUGAAUAACAGCGAGAAAAAAAAAUUCAUUCUAUGUAUUGGAAAUUUCCCACAAACCUGUUUUGCACAUUUUGUCCACCUCGGGUGUGAUUGUCCCUUGUGCAGAUGUGUGGGGCUGGUGUGUGUGCCUUGUUUAUGCUGCUGCCUGUUAGCUCUGUAACCCUCACACUUACUUUGCAACUGCUGGCUUGCUGGAGGGUGAAGUAUGUGUUGUGCAACGCGACUGGUGCUUUUUCCCAAUUACGUUUUGUGCUAUUUUGAGAUACUCUCAGCCCUCUUACACAUAGCUUUAAAUAUAUUGCUUGCAAAGUUCCAAAUUCCGCUCCACACUUGGGAAAUACCAACAGAGUUACUUGUGGAGUUUGUCUAAGAGUUAAAUAUGUAUUGGUUAUUCUAAUUGUAGGUGUGCUUGUAGUAUUAAGCUGUGUUUAAAGCAUUUAUCUGUUUGGCAGCACUGAUAGAUGAAAUGUGUGCAUUCUCUGAAGUUAUGUUCAUUAUUCCAUGGCCAAAGGUUCUCCCUUUUGUAAAUGUUGUGAAUUGAGGAUAUAAUUGUUGCUAUGGAAUUUUAACAAUAUACAUAUUUCAACAACCGAAGCCACUUUGAAGCGUAGUUCUUACCAAAUAUGUGCGACAAUUUAUAAAGGAAACAAAUGCUUCCAUCCUGUGCAUGUUAAUUAGUAGAUUUUGUGAAAGUCAUAGAUAUUAGUUCUUGUUUUGUUUUUGCUAUCAUUCCAAGUCUGGAUUGGAGAAAACAGAUGGCUUUUACUUAACUGGAAUGUUGCUAGUGCUAGUGUGGCAGUGUAGAUCUAGGUUGUCUGGCAAAGUGUUUUACAAAUUGAAACAUGUUGAUUGACGAUAUUAAAUUUCUGAUGGGCCACAGUGUUAAGGGUUUUUAUUUGUUCUGAUACGAGAUUUUUUUCUUGUGCAAUUAUUUAUUGUCACAUUCUGUUUGUUUCAUUAGAGUUACCACGUAUUUAUUCAUACAUAUGAUAAUUACUAUAGCAUAGCAACUUGAUACUUUAAGAUAAGAGGUUGAAGUGGAACAACCUAUCUGGCUAACUUUUGGCAGUGUGUAAUUUUAAUUUUUGGGCUUAUUGAGUGUUUUGUGGGUAGAUUUUCCUAUUCGUGUAUAACUGCCACUAGGCUAAGUUGUUGUGCCUCUACCAUAUUCUCCUAGACACGGUGCAUUGCGUUGAAGAAAUAUCUGUCCGUGGUACCAAUGCGCGUCACGGAGUAUUCUCGUUUGCACUCGCACAAUCUCGUAACUUAUAUUGAUUGUAUAAAGUACUAAUUAAAUGGGCUGUGGUAGAUUUAAUAUUUAACUGUGGGUGAUAUAUAACACUGUAUUAUUAGAUGAAAUAACUAAACUAUCCACAAGUUGUCGAUCAAAAUAUUUUAGUAUAUUUAGUGAAAAAGAAUACCUAGCUUAGUGCCAUGAACGGACCAGUCCGUUUGAUGUUGCUGCUGGUCGCGAGGCUUCGUCCCGUCGGGAUCUGUUAGCGGCUACGAGACCGUAGUGGCUAGAGAGUACAAACCUUGCUGUCUCUCCUCCCUCUCCAUGUUCAAAAAGUGACUGAAUUAGAACAUUGAUUUUAGCUGCUUCUGUUGCCCAUCUGCCUUCUUGUGGAUUGCAGUUGUGUUUUACUUAUUGUCUUGUUGGUUGGUGAUAAUCAUAUCUCAGAAUCUCUUUGCAAUUUGUAACCUGAGUAGUCAUCUUAGAUGCAAAAUAGAACACCAUGUUACAUCUGACAUCAUAUCAUCAGGUCUUUUAUUGUAUUGUAUUGUAUUGUAUGUACCACUUCAUUAUGCCACAUGUGAUGAUAGAUGUCUUGAGCUUAAUAAAAAAUUUCAGUGCUGUCGAAAGUAUUUAAAUGUAUUUCUGAUAAUGUUUGUAAUAGCUGUGUUUUUGGAGCAGAGGGCUGCUUGCAUUGGUAUAUUACUGCUAAGAUUAAACUAACUUGUUUGAAUUGUAUUGUUCACAUUAAACUUAAAGAUUUAUGUAUGGGUUUUUACAUAUAGUAAGUUAUUAUAAAGAAAUGUCAUAGGAAAUUGUGAAGGUGCGGAACAGAAGCUUUUUCAUCCCUAAACACUUGCUUUAGGCAAGUUUGUAGUUCUUCAGAAUUCACAUAGACCUGUGACCAAUCAGUUGGUAAUGCCUGUUCUGUAGUAUAAUUGCUAUAGGCCUAUAGCACUUAUAGUUCUGGUAUUAUUUUAAGCAUGUAAAACAGUUACUGAGAUUGUUCCUAUAGAACUCCAUUACUUGCAUAUCAACUAUGGGUAGAGUGCUGCAACACUUAGUGUCUUUAAACUCUGUCCAGCUGUCAUCAUGAGAACGUUUAAUUAACACAAUAGAACCAAAAAAAAUCCAUUUAGGUAAUUUUACACUUUUAAACUUUCUCUCUUCAGAUAAGUGAGGAAAUAGAUUGUUGGCCUAUUUUUUAAAAUAUUUUCAUUUGCAUAGUGCUUGUUAUGUGUUUUUUUAGUUACAUUAUGAAUUCAUUGAGUAGUUUGUGAAGAUUUUUUAUAUAAUCUUAAGACAUUGGAAAAUAACAUUCAUAAUUCCUACCUAUAGCAUUGAUAUUUUGGUUUGUAGCAUUAUUAUACCGUAAAUUGAAAUAUUAAAACAGCGUAACUUUUAAUUUUAUAUAAAUAUUUUCUUGGAAGAGAGUACGUUUCAUAUUGGAAGGAAAACCAGCUUAAAUUGAGAUACUUCUUCAUCGAUUUAAUAAAAUAUGUCUUCACCCUCUUGGAUUCCAGAAAAUAAGUUUGUUGUUGGCAUUGUGGAGUGCUUGGCCGAGGGUGUAAAUGAGACAUGGAUGAGCUGGGACUGCUGAGAACUGUCCCACGCUGCUCGCUCCGCCCGGCCAACUGGCAGUCGGAGGUCAGCAGAGCUUCUGCGGUCCGUUUAUUACUUCCGUGCUGCCUCUUCAGGGCUUGCACUUAUGUCGCUGAUGCACAUUUCCUCUGUCCCUAAUUAACAUUGUGUGUGGAAUACAACAAACUGAUGUUAGUGCUUUGCGAAAGAAAAUACAUGUCACUGUUUUAAAAUCGUGCAGCAUUUAAUCAGCAAGUUUGUGCCAAGAUGUUUAAUUUUAGACUAAUUAAUUAUAUCAUAACUAAUAAAGCAAAAUUUACUGCUUUGCAGUUUCUUGCAACACAUAAAUUUUAAAAAAAAAUUAGUAGGAAGCUAGUUUGGUAGAUACUACAAAAUGUAUUACGUAUUAUUUAAAGUUUUGGUAUGCGCUUAUUCGCUUAGAGGUUGUUGCUGCGUAAGUAUUUAUAUUUUAUUUUUUUGCGAAUGGCUUUAUUGAUUUUUUUUAAAUUAAUGCCUUUUAAAUAAUUAGACAAUAUAAAUUUUAAAGCAACAUUCUUUUCUAAAAAAUCAUUUUUAUAGGUUUCAGUUUUUACUAUUUAGAAAAAUAUAUAUUUAAUUAAACAAUAAGACCUACAUUUCUCUUCAUUCACUAAAUGUAAGAUUUUUAGUUUUGUGACUGACCCUUACAUUGUUGCAUAUUUAUGUACAAUAAGAAGUUCUAAAAAUAAAAUUACUGUGUUAUUACACUCAAAACGUUUUUCACCUUUUACUAUUUAAAGAUUUAUGGAGCUUUUAAAUAACUUAAAUAACUGCUUGCUUUGUACGAUAUGUUAAAAAUUCCAUGCUGUUUUAAUUACAUAAUUUUAAACAGCACACAUUAUGAUACAUUACUAUAAAAGAACACAUUAGUUCAGAAUCUAUGUAAUACAUUUGCAAUGGGAUGAAAUCUGUAACUGUAGUUUUAUUUCCAGGAUUACAUAUUAUUUUCAACUGUUUCAUCUCUUAUGUGCUUGUUUUUGACUAUGGAGAACAGGGUAGGUAGUAAGUGUGGGUAGUUAGCACUUCUUAGUCAUGAUUUGCAUCGUAGAUAUGAAUCAUUUACUGGAUGAAUGUACUUCAUUAAAGAUAGCUGAAAAAUACAUUUACAUUUUGUGCCUUGAAAAAAAAUUUUUAAUAAUGAUUUACGGGUCGUGUGUUCCAUUUGUUUGUACCAAUGCCCUCCAUUCUGUGUUCGUAUCUUAGUGUAGUCUUCUUGACAUUCGUCACAACUGCUGCUAUUUCCUCCCAGCGCCACUACUCGCCGGACUUCUGUCCCCACAGCUUCUCCGUUCUGACCACGGCUCACUCUGGAUCCACCGCUGGUUCUGCCUUGCCACGACUGCUAUUCUCUGUUCUCUUGCAUAUCAACAUCGUGACUGUUGCAGAGUUUCUUGUUGCUGCUGUGGUGUGUGUCACGUCCACAAGGUAGCAGAACGUAAGUGCCUGUCGUAACUCGGGACACAUUCACCCUCCACUCGAGAGGUGUUGGAGUGGACAUUGCUCUGACCAGUUCAUGUGCAGCUUCUACGAGUAUCUUGUUUCAGAGUUGUUUAUUUAUGUUGGGUUUGGAAAACAUGAUUAGCUGCAUUAGAAUCUCAUUAAACAGCAAGUCAUUAGAAGUAUAAUUUUUUUAAGAGAUUUAUUUUAAAUAUGUGUUAAAGUGAGGGUUUGCUGCAUCAGUGUUUCCAGUUUGUAUUCUUCUUAAAAAGUUUUUUUUUAUUCCCGGCUAAAAUGUUGCUCACUGUGAAAAAUUUACCAAGCUGUGUUAGAUGUUUCUAAGGAAGCUGAAAUAAUUUAUGUGCUAUAAGCUAUAGCAGUUCAUUUUUUAUUUGAGAUAUAUAGUUAAAAUGUUACAUUUUAUUAAUAAAACUGUACCAUUGUUUUCGAAAUUUGGUGUUUCAUCCCAGUGUGAUGGUGCAAGCAGCCCGCUGUUUAAAUGCAAGCCAGUUGCCUGGUGGUUGAUUAUUUAUUAUUCAUAUAUGGAAUAUUUGUCAUACAUGUAAGCAUGCUGUCGGUUUGGUGGUCAAUAAUAAAAUCAAAAUCACAUUUCUUAGUAGUGACCUGUUGAGAAAAAACAGUAAUUUAAAAUAAAGGUACAGUGUAUUACAUAUUUUUGAUUUGUUUGGUAUUAUGGAAGAGUAUAUUUUGGUGAUAUAUUUAUGUAUUUCAAAGAAAAAUGUUGAAUUGUUUGUUUCAUGAUUUUUCCAUGUUUAAAUUUACUAAACAUGUACUUUGUGUGUGUGUGUAUUGGUUUGGCAGUGUGGAAAGUGGUAUAUGUUAUAAAAUGUUUAAUUUAAAAAUUUUAACAAGUCUACAAUAUUGGCAGUUACGGUGUUACAGGUGAAAUGGAAGCAAGUUAUUUUUGAUGUAUCUUAGAUAUGUGUUGAUGACAAUGUAAACAGAAACCUAAUGGUAGGCAUAAUUUUGCUUACAGUAUGUGCAAUGGUUUAAAGUGUCCUUUCUGUGUGAAACUUAAUAAAAUUUCAAAAUAUAAA